CUAACAAUGUGAUGAUCCCAUAAUAAUAGAAGAACUUGAAAAUAGGUGUUUCCCAUUUCAAAAUGACUUCACCACCUUCUUCCUCUCACUCCAAACUGACAAUGAAGCUUCUCGUCGACACUAAAAACAACAAAGUUCUGUUCGCUGAAGCAUCCAAAACGGCUGUUGAUUUUCUUCUCAACAUUCUCUAUUUGCCUUUGGCUACUGUUGCUACACUCUUGAAGGGAAAUGGAAUGCUCCCUGGCAUAGGUAACGUCUAUCGUAGUCUCCAAAACCUCCCUGAGAAAUACAUGCUACCGCAACAUUCCGAGAAACGUCUCUUAAACCCUAACGUUAAGCUGUUUUCACCUGAAAUGUCUGUCCUUCUUUCCAUCACCAUUGGCAAAGCACCGAACCCUACAGCGCAGAUAUCUGGUGUUGUGAAAGACGGUGUUACUUUUUUGGUGAUGGAUGAUUUAGUAAUUCAGCCUGUUACUUCGGUCAUUGAGGUUGUUAAGGAGUUCAAUAUCCAAGAGAAUGCUGCAUUGAAGGAAAUGGUGGUUGAAUUGGGGCUCGAUGAGGGUAUCAAGUUGGUCUAUGCAAACAAAAAUGGUUUUGACAAGUGUUUUCAUCAAGAACAAGUAUUGAUAUGUCAUCAAUAUCUUGAUUUACGUUUAAGUUUCUCUCUUGCAAUUCAAGUCUAGAGUACUGAGAUCUAUUUUUGUUCUUGUUUUGUUGGCCUUUGUAAUAUUGGACUUUUUGGGCUACCUUGUUUGUUUGGAUGCUUUUAACUUCUCUGUAAAUGAAUUAAUUUCAAUCCUCAAUACAGUGAACUUGCUCUA
Molecule: messenger RNA, 821 nt
Organism: Lathyrus oleraceus (garden pea)
Lineage: Eukaryota; Viridiplantae; Streptophyta; Magnoliopsida; Fabales; Fabaceae
Exons: 2
Coding region: 63-683 (206 amino acids)
Source: RefSeq, a predicted model, not a curated record